CUCCCUGCACUGUUGCCUUGUAAACAAUUAGUGCAAGGCAGCUCACGCGAAACGGCGUUGGGUUUUCACAUAAAUCAACAGCAAUCACCAGCAAACCGUGUUCUGGCGUACACCUGAUUGCUCCCGUUGAAACAAAAACUGUAUUUCGGCGUAUUUACUGCAUUCUACACUGGACAUAGAGUGCUUACAAUGGCGGACACACAAGAUCGCAAGCCAGACGAAGAGGAUGAGGAGGAAGAGCUCGAUGAUACCAGCUACAAGACCAUCAAAGAUGCCGUUCUGUUUGCCAUUGAUGUCAGUCCUUCAAUGUUGGAGCGCCCAGCUCCUUCAAGCGACAAGAAGGCAGAUCGCGACUCACCAACAUCUGCUGCGCUCAAGUGCGCGUACCAAUUGAUGCAACAGCGUAUAAUUUCAAACCCUACGGACAUGAUGAGCAUCUUACUCUUCGGCACUGAAAAGACUGACUUGAAAGAUGGUGACAGCACAUUUCAGAACUGCUACUUGCUGUCAGAUCUUGAUGUCCCAUCAGCACAGGACGUCAAGAAAUUGAGAGAUCUAGUCGAGGAUGAGGAAGAGGCAGAGAAGCUGUUGAAACCAAACAAAGACGGAGCCAGCAUUGCCACUGUUCUCUUCUGUGCAAACCAGAUCUUCACUACGAAGGCGCCGAACUUCUCCUCGAGACGCCUGUUCCUUGUCACAGACAACGACUAUCCAGUCAAGGUGAAGCAGGAUAAAGAUGCUGCUGUGACGCGAGCCCGCGACCUGUACGACCUGGGUUGCACCAUUGACUUGUUUCCCAUCUCGCGUCACGAUCAUACCUUCGACCGAGCGCAGUUCUAUGACGACCUAGUCUAUCCGACUUCACCAUCAGACCCCGAUGCACCAGUAGCUAUCCCUUCCACCACUAAAAUCGCUAAGAGUGGCGAAGGUAUCUCGUUGCUAAGACAGCUUCUGUCGUCCAUCAACUCAAAGGCUGCCGCUCGCCGAGCACUGUUUUCUCUACCCCUAGAGCUUGGUCCUGGCCUAAAGAUCGGUGUCAAAGGUUAUCUUCUGCUCAAACGUCAAGAGCAUGUAAAAUCUUGCUACGUUUGGGUAGGUGGCGAGAAAACACAAAUUGUUAAGCAGUCUACGUCGCACAUGGCCGAUGAUACAGCGAGGGUAGUUGAGAAGACUGAACUACGCAAGGCCUACAAGUUUGGUGGAGACGCCAUCACAUUCACACCAGACGAAAUCACACAGAUACGGCAGUGUUUUGGUGAUCCUGUAAUUCGGGUCAUUGGAUUUAAGCCCAUAUCCUGUGUCCCAAUUUGGGCGAACACGAACAAGGCCACAUUCAUUUAUCCAUCCGAAGCAGACUUCAUCGGUUCAACGCGUGUCUUCUCAGCGCUGCAGCAGAAGCUCAUCAAGUCGAAAAAGAUGGGUCUCGUCUGGUUCAUCGCACGACGUAACGCAUCGCCAACUCUAUGCGCGAUGCUACCUUCUGAGGAGAAGAUUGACGAGGACGGCCAACAACAGAUGCCACCAGGUCUAUGGCUUAUCCCGUUACCUUACGCAGACGACAUCCGCCAAUUUCCCGAACAACCAGAGGAGCCUCUCAAGACCACAGAUGCGUUGACAGAUAAGAUGCGCAUCAUCAUGGAACAACUCCAACUGCCAGGAGGUGUAUACGACCCCUCUAAAUACCCCAACCCAGACCUGCAGUGGUUCUACCGCAUGCUACAAGCCAUGGCUCUCGAAGAAGACAUCCCCGAGGAGCCCGUCGACAAGACGGUCCCACGCUACAAGCAAAUCGACAAGCGCUGCGGCGAGUACAUCGAAGACUAUAGCAAAGCCUUCGCGGAAACCUACGCGCAGCUAGCCCAUAGCUCCUUGGCCGUCCGUGGCAAGCCUGCAGCAAAGAGGAGGACGGCAGAGCCUGAAGACGGAGAAAAGCCAGCAGCCAAGCGCGUGAAGGCUGAGCCGAAGGUCAAGAAUGAGGACGGCGGUGAUGGAGGGUUGACGGAUGAGCAGAUGGCGGGGCUCAACAACAAGGGGCAGAUCAGCAAGCAGACUGUUGCUAUACUGAAGGCGUAUCUGAGUCAAAGGGGACAGGCGGUGGCAGGAAAGAAGGCGGAUCUGAUUGAGAGGGUGCAGGAGUAUCUCGAGAGUAAGGGUAUGUAAAAGCUACGCGGCGUGGAUGGCGUUCUAAUGUUUAGAUGCAACAACACUCGACGCGCAGAUGAUAGCGAUUCGCUGUAUGCUCAGUUUGAGGAAACACAUGGUUCAGAGAAACGAGGACGCGUACGUUAACGCAAGCGUACAGUCAAACUCGAAGGUUCCUCCUGUAGGAGGAUCUUACUCUAUACUCCUAAAUUAUAAAGUACAUUCGAUAAAGAGUGUACAGAGCAGAAGUGCCUCUCUUAAACACAUCCAGUACACAUCCUCUUUAACAUACUGCAAGGGUGAGGCCUGGUUGGUCACUUAUUACGCUAUGCCGUGCUCCUGCACAGGAUUGUAACACAGCCCUGGGCAGUCAGUGAGGUAGCAUCGUGCACUGCAGUCUCUAGCACGGGCGACGGGACCAGCUGCCGGAAGUUGCCAGAAGAGCAAGCCUUC
Molecule: messenger RNA, 2595 nt
Organism: Boeremia exigua
Lineage: Eukaryota; Fungi; Ascomycota; Dothideomycetes; Pleosporales; Didymellaceae
Product: ATP-dependent DNA helicase II subunit 1
Exons: 2
Coding region: 190-2160 (656 amino acids)
Biological process (GO): telomere maintenance; cellular response to gamma radiation; cellular response to X-ray
Cellular component (GO): Ku70:Ku80 complex; nucleus
Molecular function (GO): DNA helicase activity; telomeric repeat DNA binding; damaged DNA binding
Source: RefSeq, a predicted model, not a curated record